ACGUACCACCCAAAACACUGAUAAAAGUUUGAGAGCGCUGCUGGAGACAGCAGGGAAACCUUGGGCCCUCUGAAACAAGGCAAGGACUCUAUGAGAACAAUAGAAGGAGUCAGGUUGAGGGACAUAAAGAGACAGGGAGAGAAGGAACCUGCGGACUCUUCAAAGGCAGGGACCACCGUCUAUCGGAAAAUCAAGCAAGCUCUCAUUGGUCCAAGACCUAUCUCAACUAGUUAAAUUGGAAGCAGGGAACCUGUUUGUUCUGGACUGCUCCUUCGGCACUUUUAAGUCACCUGUCCUCGUCAUUGUAUCUAAGGAUAAAGACAUUCACGCACCGACAGGUUCCUGCCACUGUUUCUGGAGCAUGGCAGGCUGCUGAGCUUGAGUGGCAGUGUCAAGCAGGAGCUGUGUGUCUUGCCCAGUGGCAGGGAAGGUGUCCAUGGCUGCAGCCAACAGAGGCAAGCCCAGAGUCCGAAGUAUCCGCUUUGCAGCAGGCCAUGAUGCAGAAGGUUCCCAGAGCCAUGUCCACUUUGAUGAAAAGCUGCAUGACUCAGUGGUCAUGGUUACUCAGGAGAGUGAUAACAGCUUUCUAGUCAAGGUUGGCUUCCUGAAGAUCCAGCACAGAUAUGAGAUUACCUUCACUCUGCCUCCAGUGCGCAGGCUGAGCAGAGACAUCCGUGAGGCCCCUGUCCACAGCUUGCACCUCAGGCUCCUCAGUGUCACUCCUGUCCCUGAAGCAGGUUACAGCAUCAAGUGUGAGUACUCGGCACACAAAGAGGGUGUCCUCAAAGAGGAGAUGUUACUCGCCUGCGAAGGUGACACAGGCACCUGCGUGCGUGUGAUGGUGCAGGCACGGGUCAUGGACCGGCACCAUGGCACACCCAUGCUACUGGAUGGUGUCAAGUGUGUGGGCGCCGAGCUGGAGUACGACUCGGAACAGAGCGACUGGCACGGCUUCGACUGAGGCCUGGGCCCUGCCUGCCUGCCUGCCUGCCUGAGCCCCUGAGCCUUAAAUUCCUCCUGCUUCCCGACGUGCUGCGUGAUGGUGUGGCUUCCUCACCUCUCCCCUGGGUGGGCGUGGCAGGGCUAGACCUUGCUGGUGCCCCCCACUUCUGCCUUCAUUCCUGCCACCAUCCUGCCUCUCCUGUGGUCUCUUCUCCCACUUCCUCCUCUCCCAUGUGCCUGAGUCUCCUGACUGAAGAAAUGGGUUGAGUCCCAAGGAGACUCUCUGAGAGGAGGGACCUGGGUGGGGUUCUAGCUAGGGCCUGGGAGAGAGCGAGUGGCUCUGCCUCUCUGUGACACUGAUGCCCAUUGCUGCUGCUAUUGUCGCCUCCCGUCCACCUCUGCUGCCCUCCAUCGUCCCCACUGCUCUUCAUGUGGUGAGGAGGUACGGUUCCCAGUUCCUUCCCUCAGCUCUGUGGUACUUGGUUUUUAAAUGACUGGUUGGGAUAGAGACCUUAAUAAACAAAAGUUCCAGUAGA
Arvicola amphibius (Eurasian water vole) is the source of this 1478-nucleotide messenger RNA. It is a transcript of the gene Adissp, whose product is annotated as chromosome 5 C20orf27 homolog. Bases 437 to 961 code for a protein of 174 amino acids. The transcript has 6 exons. NCBI's taxonomy places the organism in Eukaryota, Metazoa, Chordata, Mammalia, Rodentia, Cricetidae. The record is from RefSeq and is a predicted model, not a curated record.